Messenger RNA from Lactuca sativa (garden lettuce), 3026 nucleotides. Its product is annotated as putative serine/threonine-protein kinase At1g09600. Gene Ontology annotation, biological process: positive regulation of transcription elongation by RNA polymerase II; protein phosphorylation. NCBI's taxonomy places the organism in Eukaryota, Viridiplantae, Streptophyta, Magnoliopsida, Asterales, Asteraceae. The record is from RefSeq and is a predicted model, not a curated record. Gene Ontology annotation, molecular function: RNA polymerase II CTD heptapeptide repeat kinase activity; ATP binding. Gene Ontology annotation, cellular component: nucleus; cyclin-dependent protein kinase holoenzyme complex.
AUAUAAAUUUUACGCGUAAUUUACCCAUGUUUUAAAUAAAAAUGAUAAAAACAAUAAAAUAAACAUUGAUCAAAAGCAAUUGUUCGAGCAUUGCAUGUAUAACGCUUUACAUGGAUUAAAAACUCGUGAAACAGGGAAUUUUGAGGGAAAAGCUACAGAAUUUUGACGCGUGUACAGGUCCCUACACAUUGAAACCCCCAUGCAUAAACCUUCCUUCACCUUCACUAGUACACACACAGCGAUAUUCAUUCAUUUGCACACUGCUAUACCAAUCACUCACUCGCAUUUCAAGGUUUUUUUUUUCUCACAGAUCCGAGAAUCGCUCCUUCGCUUUUCCUCGAACUCAACGCUUUAAUCUGAAUCGCUCCAUUUCAGAAUUUUCCGGGUCAUCCCCUCUGCAACCUCGUAAUUCUCCAUCAUUCGUCUGAAUUUCAACAUUUCUUCAAUUUUUUUGUCUGAUCCGGGUUUCACUUGGAUUUCCAUCCAAUGCGUCGUCCACGUUAUGAUUGAAAUAUCUUUGGAAUUGGGGAUCUCGAAGCGUUAUGUGUAGGUUCAUAUCUGUUGGUUCAUUUUAGUGAAUCUAGGGUUUUGAUCGGAAGGAUUAACGAUUCAAGCUGUUCCACUUUAAACAUUCAUUAUGGAAUUGGGAACUUUGGGGGUUUCAAGGAGAAUGCCUAUGGGAUCACAGACGUAGUUCCAAACUAAUUAGAAUUUGCGUAUGGUAUCGGGUCUGAAGUGAAAUCAAGUUUCCUGUUCGGAAACAGGAAACUACAAAUUCGAGUUAUCAUGGGAUGCAUGUGCUCGAAAGGAGUUUCACCUAACCAGUAUUCACACAAACACCCUAAGAAAUCAUCAAAACGGUGGUUUAGAUCUUCAAGAAGGGGUGAAGUAGUGGUGGAGGUUGAUAAUGGUUGCAAUGGUGCUAGUGCUACUACUCGACUUAUACCAGAGGGUAAUGAAGAAAAUGUAGCAGCUUCAGCACUAACAUUGUGGGAUGAUGAUGAUGGUGAGAAGAAGGAUGUAGCCUCUCAGAAGUCCAACAUGCAAUUAAUUCAAAGACCCGAGAAGAUUAUUGAGGGAAAUGGAGGAGGAGUACAUGUACAUCAGCCUGGAAAUUACAAAAUAUAUAGCAUCAGAUAUGGAGUUGAUGAAGUGCAAGCUGCUGGUGGAUGGCCACCAUGGCUGACUGCUGUAGCAGGGGAUGCAAUUAAAGGGUUGUUACCAAGAAAAGCAGAGUCUUUUCAGAAAAUGGACAAGAUUGGACAGGGGACAUACAGCAGUGUGUACAGAGCACGUGACCUUGAAACUGGGAAAAUCGUUGCACUAAAGAAAGUAAGAUUUUUAAACAAAGAUCCAGAAAGUGUUCGGUUUAUGGCUAGAGAGAUAAAUGUUCUUCGUAAGCUGGAUCAUCCAAAUGUGAUGAAGCUUGAAGGUUUAGUCACAUCAAGAAUGUCAGAUAAUCUUUAUCUUGUGUUUGAGUACAUGGAGCAUGAUCUUGCUGGGCUUUCAGCUUCCCCAAUGAUUGAACUUACUGAAUCACAGAUAAAAUGUUACAUGCAGCAGUUGCUUCGUGGGCUUGAACAUUGUCAUAAUCGUGGGGUUCUCCAUCGUGACAUUAAGGGAUCAAAUCUUUUAAUCGACAACAAUGGGAAUCUUAAAAUUGGUGAUUUUGGGUUAGCGACUUCUUUUUGCAUCAAUCAAAAUAAUAAACAGCCAUUAACAAGUCGAGUUGUUACUCUGUGGUAUCGACCUCCUGAGCUUUUACUUGGUGCUACCGAUUAUGGAGUUGGUGUUGACUUGUGGAGUGCUGGUUGCAUUCUUGCAGAACUUUUUGUUGGCAAGCCCAUAAUGCCCGGAAGGACAGAGGUGGAACAAAUGCAUAAAAUAUUUAAACUUUGUGGUUCACCGUGUGAAGAAUAUUGGAGAAAAUCAAAGCUGCCUCAUGCGACUAUUUUUAAACCAAAACAUCCUUAUAAACGAUGUUUGGGAGACACAUUUAAAGACUUGCCUCCAUCUGCUUUGAAUCUUUUGGAUUCCCUUCUUGCAGUUGAACCCAAUAAUCGUGGAUCCACUUCUUCUGCACUACAGAGUGAGUUCUUUACAACCAAGCCACUUCCAUGUGAUCCUUCAAGUUUACCAAAAUACCCUCCAAGUAAAGAAUAUGAUGUCAAGCUACGAAAUGAUGAAAAAAGAAGGAACAAAUUCGGUUCUACAAAAGCACGAGGAUCAGAAUCUUCUAGAAAAGAUAGAAUAAAAUCAAGACCUUUUCCAGCACCCUAUGCAAGAGAACAACAACAACAUCAUCAUCAAAAACCUCAUCAUAGUAGUAAUGUUAAAAACAGUCCUGAAGAUACAGAUAAUGUCGAUUAUUAUAAUAAACACCACAAGGGAUCCAAUUUAUCCAAAUUCUCAAAUUCACAUUCAGGAAAGUAUCACCAAUUACACAAUGCUGAAUCAUCUUGCAAGAAGCGUGAAAAUCCCCCUGGAAAGGGAUAUGCUCCAAAGGAAACCCGGAUCCAUUACUCUGGGCCAUUACUUCCACCUGGUGGCAAUAUGGAAGAAAUGCUCAAAGAGCAUGAAAAACAUAUUCAACACGCUGUGAGAAGGGCUCGUUUUGACAACAAGUAUAGUAAAAGGGGGUAUCAUGAAAAUUACAAAAAUGAUCAAAGGGAAUUGUUACUUCACUAAAGUUUCCGAUGUGCCCUAUUGUUCUAUGCAAUUUUGAUCAGGAUUCGGGACUUCAAGUUAUGAGAAUGAGAAAUGAUUUGAAGAGAAACAAGUUUUUUUUUUUUUUUUUUUUUUUUUUUAGAGUUUGUACAGAUUUUACACGAAAGGUUAUACUUGAGAGAUAUUCAUGUAAAUAAUGAAUGGGAGAAUGCCCUAACGACUAAAUAAAGAGUAUAGUGAUUCAUGGUUCACAAAGAACUACCAUGAAAAGUGUCCUAGAGAGGUUUAUUAUUAGUUUAAGUAUGAAGUUUACAAUUACAUUGAGAUUUUAUAUAUAGAGUAGUCUCCACAACUUAAGU